AUGGAAGAGAACUACGCUCGGGGCGAAAUUGAAAGUCCACCGUUAGCAGAUUCUUCUCUUUAUCGAAGCCUUGUUGGGUCCCUCCUCUACAUCGCCAUUCAUGCUAGACCGGAUAUAGCACAUGCAACCGCGGUGCUCGGUCGCAAAGUCAAUCAACCGACUGAAGCUGACUGGGUAGCUGCUAAGCGGGUUAUUCGAUUUUUGCGCGGUACUUUGAACAAGAAGCUAUGUUUCAACGGAACGUCUGAAGAGCUGACGGGCUUCGCUGAUGCGGACUGGGCGGGCGACUGCAAGACCAGAAAGUCGACGUCCGGUUAUGUCUUCAUGAUAGGAGGAGCAGCCGUUUCGUGGAGAAGUGCCAAGCAAAGCUCUGUAUCACUCUCAUCUAUGGAGUCCGAAUACAUCGCACUCUGCGAUGCAGUUCAGGAGGCGAUUUGGUUACGGCGCGUUCUAGAGGACUUCGGGGUGAAGCAGAAUGGACCUACAACUAUAUUCGAGGACAAUCAGGCCUGUCUUGCGUUCGUCAGGUCCGAGAGAACAACGAAACGGUCCAAGCACAUUGAGACCAAGGAGAGGUUCGUCCAGGAUAUCUGCAAGAAAGGUCUGAUCAAGCUGGAGUAUCUGUGUUCUGAAGACAUGACUGCUGACGCCCUCACCAAAUCCCUCGGAACGGUGAAGGUUAUCAACUUUGCAGAGAAGAUGGGAAUCGUCUGA
Molecule: messenger RNA, 714 nt
Organism: Aedes albopictus (Asian tiger mosquito)
Lineage: Eukaryota; Metazoa; Arthropoda; Insecta; Diptera; Culicidae
Exons: 1
Coding region: 1-714 (237 amino acids)
Source: RefSeq, a predicted model, not a curated record